This is a messenger RNA of Arvicola amphibius (Eurasian water vole), 1200 nucleotides long. Its product is annotated as diphosphoinositol polyphosphate phosphohydrolase 3-alpha. The coding region runs from base 172 to 666 and encodes 164 amino acids. The transcript has 2 exons. Gene Ontology annotation, cellular component: nucleus; cytoplasm. The record is from RefSeq and is a predicted model, not a curated record. NCBI's taxonomy places the organism in Eukaryota, Metazoa, Chordata, Mammalia, Rodentia, Cricetidae. Gene Ontology annotation, biological process: adenosine 5'-(hexahydrogen pentaphosphate) catabolic process; diadenosine pentaphosphate catabolic process; diadenosine hexaphosphate catabolic process. Gene Ontology annotation, molecular function: endopolyphosphatase activity; bis(5'-adenosyl)-pentaphosphatase activity; diphosphoinositol-polyphosphate diphosphatase activity.
UCAGGCUCUGCUCGUCUCUGCUCUGCUUGGCUCCGCUCCGCUUGGCUCCUCUGCUCCGCUCUCCUCCAGCCCUUGCCAGGCCCUUUCCCUGCCUGCAGCAGCUCCUCGGCUGCGCAGCGGCGGCCCGCUCGGCAGCUGCAAGCGACCAGAGAGGCGGCGGCGGCGCCGAGGAUGAAGUGCAAGCCGAACCAGACGCGGACCUACGACCCCGAGGGCUUCAAGAAGCGCGCCGCGUGCCUGUGCUUUCGCAGCGAGCGAGAGGACGAGGUGCUGCUGGUGAGCAGCAGCCGCUACCCCGACCGCUGGAUCGUGCCCGGCGGGGGCUUGGAGCCCGAGGAGGAGCCGGACGGCGCGGCGGUGCGCGAGGUGUACGAGGAGGCGGGAGUCAAGGGGAAGUUGGGCCGGCUGCUGGGUGUCUUCGAGCAGAACCAGGACCGCAAGCACCGGACCUACGUGUUCGUGCUCACCGUCACCGAGCUGCUGGAGGAUUGGGAAGACUCGGUCAGCAUCGGCAGGAAGCGAGAAUGGUUCAAGAUCGAAGAUGCCAUCAAGGUCCUCCAGUGCCACAAGCCCGUGCAUGCCGAGUACCUGGAGAAACUGAAGCUGGGCGGCUCCCCGACUAAUGGAAACUCAGCCGCCCCGUCCCAGCCAGAGAGCGAGCCCUAAUGAACAGAAACCAUGCUCAAGAUUACACUGAAGUAAAAUCAUUGAUGUGAAUCCAGUAUUCAGUGGUAUUUUCAAGUUCACCGGAGCACUUUUAAGGUUCCCAAGGAGACCGCUCAUCUGGUUUUCCUUCUACAUCUUGGAACACUCCUCCGUCUGUUUUACCAACAUUUUUGCUCUGGUUGUUGUACUAUUAUUGUAUGUGAGCGGACUUAAUUCAGCACCUAUAGCCUUUUGUUGUGCUUUACUGAUGUGUCUGCCUUGUUCAUUAGACUAUUAUCUUUGAAAGCAACGACUAUUUUUCCUUAACUCUGCAUAUCCUGCAUCCAAGACACUACUUGAAAUAUGGUUGGCAUCACUGGAGGGCUUUGAUUCAAUUCAUAUUUUGUAAUCUCUUUGUGGCAAACAUUUCCUUUCCAAUCUGGUGCUAGGAGAGUGGCUGCUGUCUAAGCACCAUGUGUGUGGCUUGUGUGUAUCAGGUGUUUCGUCAUCAUUGCAGGACAGGUGGAGAUGUUCACCGAGAAGCGUUAGCAUUCA